Messenger RNA from Dermacentor andersoni, 1438 nucleotides. RefSeq lists its product as uncharacterized. Gene Ontology annotation, cellular component: Cajal body. Gene Ontology annotation, molecular function: U1 snRNA binding; U2 snRNA binding. The record is from RefSeq and is a predicted model, not a curated record. Lineage: Eukaryota; Metazoa; Arthropoda; Arachnida; Ixodida; Ixodidae. Gene Ontology annotation, biological process: spliceosomal snRNP assembly.
AAAACGAAACUGUUUUGUUGAAAAAUGGCGGAGGCCGCUUCCGUAAUUAGAGUGAAGUUGGAUUUACGGUGCGCGAUUCCACACCGCGACGCUCACAAUUUGGUGUGGAUCGUCGUCGAUAGAGCGCAGACAGCGACGAUCAAACAGUUAUCAAAGUUGAUACGAACCAAGUACGGCGUUCCAAAGAAAAGUGAGCUCUACCUCGACGAUGCGUGGCUGCCACCUGACGAGCCCCUACAGAUCUUGAGAGACAAAGAUACCGUGAGAGUUGUCACUCCUGCCCAGCAGUCAUCAAACUCAAGUUCCCGCCCCAAUGAUGACCCGGGUCCAACAACAGCAACAGAUAAACCUGUGGAGGAGAAGAAGAAGAAGAAGAGAAAGCGGGAACCCUCGGAAAGCACCGAUGCACCCGAGGUUGAAGCUGCCCACGUUUCAAGCGCUCCCGGGAACGACGACUCCACUUCGACGUCGUCAACGCUGAAACAGGGUGGAAAGCCUUGCUUUCCAGCUGCGCAGCUGCAGGGCUCGCCCACAUUCCAGUACGAGCCAAUCUGUUCAACCCCACAGGAUCUGAGCGUAGGGAGCGCACCGGGAUGGCCCGUGCCCACUCCAGAUCCCAGCCCGGCGGGAUCUGGAAGUCCUGCCAAGAAGAAGCGGAGGCCAAGGCGCAAGAAGAAGAAGCCAGAUGAAGGAGCACAAGUUGCCGCAUCGCCAAGCUUGCCACCACCAGAUAUGAUCUGCGCUUUUCCAAGGCAAGCUCAUACAAAUUCGUCAAGCGGAAAGCACCUUCGUUUCGAUGGCAGCAUGUCGGAGGAAGAGGGAGUAGCUCCUCAGCAGAUUGCCCUGUCCAUGGUUGUUGAAGAACAGCAUUGCGCUGUUAGCGCGGCUGCACCGACAAAGAGCGCCGAGCCGGAGAGUCAGCCUUCGCUCACAAAUGGUCAAACGUUGUGGGCACCAAUUGCAGCGAGCUGCUAUGGUGCCGUCCCACCCCCUGCAGAAGCUUCCACGCCGAAAGCCACAAUUCAAAAGUUGGUGGAGGACCACAAGGCACCGUCAAGUAGUGACUGUACGGACGGCUCAUCCAAACAAGUCAAGGACUACUCAAAUUACCCAACGCUCAAGGUGCCGCCGAAGGUGGGAGACAUCAUAGCAUUCAAGAUACUGGAACUGGAUGCCAACUACUGUCCGAAUGUGUCCGACUACAAGGAAGGAAAGGUUCUACAACACAACCCUGUGAGCGAUUUUGUGCGCAUUGAACUGAGACAAGCCGAGGCCAAGAAGACUUAUGGUGGCAAGUUCGAACUUGAGGCGCCCGAAGAAGGAAUGCCUCCGAUGGAAAAAGUGGUUUCAUUACUGUGGACUGAGCUCCUUGAGCCUGUUGUGCUGCCAUCAUGAAGUACAAGACUCUCUUAACACAUUAAUAAAGCAGUUCACAAGA